This is a messenger RNA of Peronospora matthiolae, 966 nucleotides long. Lineage: Eukaryota; Oomycota; Peronosporomycetes; Peronosporales; Peronosporaceae. The record is from the annotation of a GenBank genome assembly.
AUGCCAUCCGAUGCAGUGCUGCUCGUCGUGUCGCUCGGAGGCCUCGCCACGAUUGUCCUGGCCGUUCUUUACAUUGCCGGCUUCUUCAGAUCCACCAAGGCAAAAGAACCGCCUAAAGACCAAGUCGAAGUACUUCGAGGCGGUGAAAGACGGGGUCUAGCAGCGCUACGUAAGCGCAAGGACCGCAAGAAACGCCAAACAGAGCAAGAUGAAGCUGAGGGGCGUGAAGAGGCCGUUGCAGCGGCUUUAAACGAAGCGUUGGAGGCUGCACAAGACGAUGACGGAGCAGCUCUGGAGCCGCGAACAAUGACCAAGAAAGAGCUACAGAAGGAACUGAAGCGUCGAGAGCGCGAAGAGCUCCGUCAGUUUGACCAGCAACAACGUGAAGAGCGACAGCGACUUGCUGAUGAGAGAGAUGCAGCGUGGCAGACAAAACGGGACGAAGAAGACAAGAUUGAACAGAAGUUGGUGGAACAGGAACGCAAAUUGAUGGAGGAGAAAGCUCGCAAGGAGAAAGAAGAGUUUGAUCAGUGGAAGGACAUGUUCACGGUUGAAGAACAAGGCACGAACGUCGUGACAGACGACGAGGAAUGUCAAGCGUUGUUGCAGCAGUUUGUGGAUUACGUCAAGUUGCACAAGGUAGUGCUACUAGAAGACCUUGGGUCUAAGUUCAAUCUAGCCACAGAGGAUGCAAUGGACCGCGUUGAGGCGUUGCAGGCGUCGAAUCGACUUUCGGGUAUUGUUGACGACCGUGGGAAGUUCAUCUACAUUACGGACGAAGAGAUGGAGAAGGUGGCCAAGUUUGUUCAGCGACGGGGGCGACUAGGUUUUGCGGAGCUGUCAAAAGAGUGCAACAGGCUCAUCCGAUUAGACGGAGAAGUCGACAAGGACGCCACGACACGCUCGUUGGACUGGCUUGACAGUGGAGAGUUGUGUGGAGGACCCGUCGCUGAUUUGUCAUCCUGA